CUGCUUUCAGUUCUGGCCCAGAGUCCUGGGGGAGGGCAGUCGGGUGCUGCCGGCAGUGGAGACACCGGCGGCCUCACAAUUCCUCUUUCCUCUACACCCUAGGCAGAGCCAUGAGCCACCAGAUCCUGCUCCUCCUGGCCAUGCUGACCCCGGGCCUGGCUAUCUCUCAGCACCGAGAACAAGUGCCCUGUAGGACGGUGAACAAGGAGGCCUUGUGCCAAGGCCUUGGCCUUCUUCGGGUCCCCUCAGUGCUCUCGUUGGACAUCCGAGCUCUCUACUUGUCUGGGAACAAGCUGCAGAGCAUCCUGAUCUCCCCACUGGGCUCCUACACAGCACUUCGUCACCUGGACUUAAGUGUCAACGAGAUCAGCUUCCUCCAGCCGGGAGUCUUCCAGGCCCUGCCCCACUUGGAACAUCUCAACCUAGCCCACAACCGGCUCGCCAUGGGCAUGGCACUGAACAGUGGUGGUCUGGGCCGCCUGCCCCUUGUGGCCUCCCUGGACCUGUCUGGGAACAGCCUGUACGGUAGCCUGGUGGAGCGGCUGUUGGGUGAGGCCCCGAGCCUGCAUACCCUCUCACUGGCAGAGAACAGCCUCACUCGCCUGGCACGCCACACCUUCUGGGGCAUGCCGGCGCUGGAGCAGCUGGACCUCCACAGCAACAUACUGAUGGACAUUGAGGACGGUGCCUUCGAGACCCUCCCCCACCUGACCCACCUCAACCUCUCCAGGAACUCCCUCACCUGCAUCUCGGACUUCAGCCUCCAGCAGCUGCAGGUACUUGACCUGAGCUGCAACAGCAUUGAGGCAUUCCAGACGGCCCCAGAACCCCAGGUCCAGUUCCAGCUGGCCUGGCUCGACCUCCGGGAGAACAAGCUGCUCCACUUCCCUGACCUGGCUGCAUUCCCAAGACUCAUCUACCUGAACGUAUCCAACAACCUCAUCCGGCUCCCUGCGGGGUUGCCCCAGGACAGUGAGGACCUCCAUGCACCCUCUGAGGGCUGGUCAGCCUCUCUACUGUCCAACCCCAGCCGGAAUGCCAGCACCAAUCCCCUCUCCCAGCUCCUGAGCCUGGAUUUGAGUUACAAUGAGAUUGAGCAGGUCCCUGCCAGCUUUCUUGAACAUCUGACCUCCCUGCGCUUCCUCAACCUCAGCCGAAACUGCCUGCAAUCCUUUGAAGCCCGGCGUGUGGGCUCCCUUCCCUGCCUGGUGCUUUUGGACUUGAGCCACAAUGCGCUGGAAGCAUUGGAACUGGGCGCCAAAGUCCUGGGGUCCCUGAAGACAUUGCUUCUGCAGGACAAUGCCCUGCAAGAACUACCACCCUAUACCUUUGCCAGCUUGGCUAGCCUGCAGAGGCUCAACCUAUGGGGAAACCAGGUCAGUCCCUGUGGGGGACCAGCAGAGCCAGGUCCCCCAGGCUGUGUGGACUUCUCUGGGAUCCCCACCCUCCGUGUUCUGAACAUGGCAGGGAACUCGAUGGAGAUGCUCAGGGCAGGCAGCUUCCUCCACACCCCACUUACUGAACUGGAUCUCUCUGACAAUCCUGGUCUGGAUGUGGCCACAGGAGCCUUGGUAGGCCUGGAGGCAUCCUUGGAGGUACUGAAACUUCAAGGCAAUGGGCUGAUGGUCUUGAACGUGGACUUGCCAUGCUUCCGCCGUCUCAAGCUCCUUAACCUUUCCGAGAACCGCCUCAGCCACCUGCCUGCCUGGACACAGGCUGUGUCCCUGGAGGUGCUGGAUCUGCGGAACAAUAGCUUCAGCCUCUUGCCAGGCAAUGCCAUGGGUGGCCUGGAGACUAGCCUCCGGCGCCUGUACUUACAAGGAAAUCCACUCAGCUGCUGCGGCAAUGGUUGGCUGGCGGCCCAGUUACACCAGGGCCGAGUGGCUGUGGAUGCUACUCAGGACCUGAUCUGCCGCUUUGGCUCUCAGGAGGAGGUGUCCCUGAGCCAUGUGCGUCCAGAGGAUUGUGAGAAGGGAGGGCUCAAGAACAUCAACCUCAUCAUCAUCCUCACCUUCACGCUGGCCUCUGCCGUCAUCCUCACCACGCUGGCCACCUGCUGCUUCCUCCGUAGGCAGAAGUUCAGCCAACAAUACAAAGCCUAGGGGGUCCUCUUCCCACUCAGUGUGGAAGCCCGAGGGGCAGAGAAGCUGGGGU
Peromyscus eremicus (cactus mouse) is the source of this 2154-nucleotide messenger RNA. It is a transcript of the gene Lrrc32, whose product is annotated as leucine rich repeat containing 32. The record is from RefSeq and is a predicted model, not a curated record. The transcript is spliced from 2 exons. NCBI's taxonomy places the organism in Eukaryota, Metazoa, Chordata, Mammalia, Rodentia, Cricetidae. The coding region runs from base 111 to 2102 and encodes 663 amino acids. Gene Ontology annotation, cellular component: extracellular matrix; cell surface. Gene Ontology annotation, molecular function: protein binding.